This is a messenger RNA of Pseudophryne corroboree (corroboree frog), 951 nucleotides long. Its product is annotated as olfactory receptor 5I1-like. Gene Ontology annotation, molecular function: olfactory receptor activity; G protein-coupled receptor activity. The transcript has a single exon. Lineage: Eukaryota; Metazoa; Chordata; Amphibia; Anura; Myobatrachidae. Bases 1 to 951 code for a protein of 316 amino acids. The record is from RefSeq and is a predicted model, not a curated record. Gene Ontology annotation, cellular component: membrane. Gene Ontology annotation, biological process: G protein-coupled receptor signaling pathway.
AUGUUCCUCUCCCAGGUAACUUACAGGAACAAUAUCACUUCAGUCAUUCUUCUGGGGUUUCCAAAUCUUCAAAAUUUGAAUAUCCUCCUGUUCUUGCUCCUGUUGAUUAUUUAUUCUGUGACCAUAUCUGCAAACACUUUUAUCAUGGUUUUAUUUCUACUGAGCAAGAACCUUCAGACCCCUAUGUACUUCUUCAUUACACAACUUUCGUUACUUGACAUUACCCUGAUUACAGAUAUUCUCCCUAACCUGCUGCGCAUUGUGCUGUAUGAUGGAUGCACUAUGUCACUUAUUGGAUGCAUCAUUCAGUUUAAUUUAUUUGCCACUUCAGAGUCCUCAGAAUGUCUUCUUCUGUCAGUGAUGUCCUACGAUCGGUACCUGGCCAUCUGCAACCCGUUACGUUAUGUUUCUAUAAUAAAUCACAGGUUUUGCGUGAAAUCUGCUAUUACUGUUUGGAUAGUAGGUUUUUUGCUGAUGUUAGUCAAUGCUAUAUCUAUAUGCAGUUUGCAUUUCUGUGGACCAAAUGUCAUUGACCAUUUCUAUUGCGACUUUGAACCCUUAUUGCAGCUUUCCUGCUCUGAUACCACCAUAAUUCAUAUUCAGACUUUCAUAAUGAGUAUUUUAGCCACUCUUAUUCCAUUUAUGAUAAUUGUGAUGUCAUAUGUGUACAUUGUCCUUACGAUUCUGAAGAUACCUUCAUUUUCUGGCAGAAAGAAAGCCUUCUCCACCUGCAGCUCUCACCUGAUGGUGGUUUCCAUAUUUUAUGGGACAUUAAUCAUUGUUUAUGUGUUUCCAACGAGACAAUUAACCACAAUAAGCAAAGUCUUGUCUCUGUUUUACACUGUGAUAGUCCCAUUGCUUAAUCCAAUUAUAUAUACUUUCAGAAACAAGGAUGUUAAGGAAGCCUUUGAUAAAGUAAAUCAAAUGAAAACAGACAAGUUAUGGUGGUAA